AUGGCCAGUGUGAUAGGUGUCCACCGUGCUGUCAUGCGCGUAACAGUGAAUGCCGUCUGUAGACAGCAUAUCAUUGAUGUGCAGCAAAAACAGCGUUGGGGACAGCACAGAAACUUGCGAAACACCAGCGUUAAUGUCCAACCGUCAGAGCAACUACCGCCGAUGACGGCUCAUAUGCUUCUGUCCGCUCUCAAUUUAAGCGAAACAUGUAUCGUGUCUACUGGAACAGCAGCUCAGACUUUUGCAUCAGCUCUGCAAUUCAUCGCAGCUGCACAAUGUCUCAUCGACGAGGACUGGCCUGCGGACGACGAUGUUCACGAUGGGGAAAGAUUUGAUUUCGUGAUAGUGGGUGCUGGCACGGCAGGAUGUGUUGUCGCUAAUAGAUUGAGCGAAAUUAAAAAAUGGAAUGUGUUAUUAAUUGAAGCAGGUGACAAUGCUCCAGCAGAAAGUCUUAUACCGCAUAUGAAUAUGGGGCUGUUUGGCUCAAACUUCGAUUGGCAGUACCACACAAUUAAAAAUGGUAUAACUAGUCAGGCUAACCUUAAUGGAACUGUAUCAUGGCCGAGAGGAAAAAUGCUCGGAGGUAGUGGAGCCAUGAAUGACAUGCUUUACAUACGUGGUAACAAUCAAGACUUUCAAAAAUGGUACGAUGAAGGCAACUCAGAAUGGCAUCCUAGCUUAGUACUCGAAUCUUUUAUAAAAUCAGAAAACAUGCAGAGUGAAAACAUACUUAAAAAUGGAGUUAGCGCAAAUUUAUAUGGACAAAAUGGACCGCAAAUUCUUAACAUAGUCAAUAGCACUUAUCAUUCAAUUACUGAAAAGGUUUUAGCAUCUUGGGACGAAAUUGGUUUUAGUAAUAUACAAGACGUUAGUGCUGAAAGUAUAAUUGGAUCUGGAAAGGCGGUUGUAACUAUGGCAAAUGGAAAAAGACAAAGUACAGCUUCAACAUAUCUUGUCACAGCCAAAAACCGACCAAACUUAAAAGUUAUUAAAAACUCUUACGUGACUAGAGUAUUAAUAAACGACUUUAAUAAAAUAGCGUUUGGAGUUGAAGUGGAACGACACGGUACAAUAAUGAAUUUUUUCGCAAACAAAGAAAUUAUACUAAGUGCGGGAUCUAUUAACACACCGCAAUUACUGAUGCUCUCUGGUAUAGGUCCAAGAGAACAUUUGGAAUCGAAAGAUAUCGUAUGUAUUGUAGAUUUGCAAGCUGUAGGACAAAAUUUACAUGACCACCUUGUAGUUCCGGUUACAAUUUAUGGAAAUGAACCGGGAAAUAUAUCAUUGCAUACAAGCAAUCCUAAAGAUAAACCUAACAUUUAUUAUAAUUAUUUUGAUGAUCAAAGAGACUUAGAACUAAGUGUUGAAGGUAUAAAAAUGCUGACGAAGAUUGUUAAGGCUUCUUAUUUUAAAGCUGUCGGAGGGUUUUUAGGAAGACUUAAUUUGCCCGAAUGUGAUAAUUUUGAACUUGACAGUAAAGAGUAUUGGACUUGUAUCUGCAUUAAUGUAGUUACAGGAGCACACAACCCUGUAGGGACUUCUAAAAUGGGAUCUAAUAAAAAUUGCUCUGUUGUAAGCAGUAGACUAAAAGUACAUAAAACAACAGGUUUGCGCGUUAUUGAUGCGAGUAUAAUGCCAAGCAUAACCUCUGGCAACACAAAUGCGCCUACUAUUAUGAUAGGAGAAAGGGGAGCAGAUAUUAUAAAAGAGGAUUAUAAUAAUUAA
Messenger RNA from Hyposmocoma kahamanoa, 1725 nucleotides. RefSeq names its product glucose dehydrogenase [FAD, quinone]-like. NCBI's taxonomy places the organism in Eukaryota, Metazoa, Arthropoda, Insecta, Lepidoptera, Cosmopterigidae. The transcript is spliced from 5 exons. Bases 1 to 1725 code for a protein of 574 amino acids. Gene Ontology annotation, molecular function: flavin adenine dinucleotide binding; ecdysone oxidase activity. The record is from RefSeq and is a predicted model, not a curated record.